Messenger RNA from Encephalitozoon romaleae SJ-2008, 606 nucleotides. RefSeq lists its product as hypothetical. The transcript has a single exon. Lineage: Eukaryota; Fungi; Microsporidia; Unikaryonidae. The record is from RefSeq and is a predicted model, not a curated record. Bases 1 to 606 code for a protein of 201 amino acids.
AUGAGCAUGGAAAGAGAGGCCAAGACUUUAUAUGAAAUGCCUACAAAGCAGAGAUCUCCCUACUCAGUUUUUGCUAGAGAGUUUUUUCGAAACAACAAGCACGAGUAUACAAGCCAUGUGGACCUCGCAAAAGCUCUUGUGAAGACAUGGAAUGAAAUGCAAGAUGAAGAGAAGAGUACGUAUGUAGAAAAAUGCAACAAGUCUUUGGAAGAUGCUAGUGAGUUGGCAGUAGCAUCGGAGGAAAGUCCCAUACCCUAUGAUAAAGAUAAUUUAAAGAAACUGAAAAAAUACAUCAAAGCCGGGCCUACAUAUCGAUGGGAAUACUCUGGCUAUCUUUCCUUUGUGAAUGAAAUCUUUGAUAUAUGUGGCGACAUGACAGUAUCACCUGAAGAAAAUGUACGUAUGUUUGCGGAGAUGUGGGAGUCACUAGAAGAUGAAGUACAGAAUAAGUACAGAAACAAGGCCUUAGGUUCACUGGCAGCAAAGAAAAAGCCAAGGAAAAGAAACAUGGGAAAUGCUCUGAGAAAGAGCGAUAAAAUAUACACGACCUCAGAGGGACUCGAACCCUCAACCUUCGGCUCCGUAGGCCGACACUCUAACCAUUGA